ACAAUCGACGUCAUCUGCUCAUCGCACGAGCGCGUCAAUACGGGACGAGCCGGACUCGCCAGAUUCAUCCACCUCGCUCGAUUCGAUUGUUGACGACCCCUUCUUCCAACGACAAUACGCUGCCGAUAAGUCGGAGCAUAUUUACGAACGUCGAAAGCCUGCUCCGUUCAGCCCCCGCCAUGGGACUCCGCCCCCUAAGACCCAGCCAGUGCCACCAAAUCCAUUACCAAGGAGAGUUUCGCUGAUUGCGAAUGAGACCGAUGAUCGGGUAUGCUCAGCUGACUUCGUGACAUUGGAGCUUGUAUAGGUAGAACAAACAGCUGACUGACUUGGUGAACGCUCAGCCUGCUACUCGAGACACAAUGGAGAGCAUCAAUAUUGCAGUCAUAGGAGCCAAUGGGGUGGGCAAAUCCCACUUCAUACAGAGGGCGCUGUCUCUGUCGAGGCCUCCAGGCUCCCAGCCAUCGGCAGCGCGUAUCAACAUUGACCAUGUACCAUACGCGGUAUCUUUGUUCGAGCUCGACCUUGAAUAUUUCGAUGUAGAUCCAGAAAAGCAGAUACAAUGGCCGAGACAAGUGGGCGGUGCUAUGAUGCCUGCCAUCCACGGUGUUUUGCUUCUUUACGACGUUAUGAACAGGGAUAGCAUCAUUGAUUUGCCACAGACGCUGACUGCCCUGGUCAACUCGUCCCUCCCGACAGUCCUCGUUGCCACAAAAUGCGACAACCCCGAGAGCGCCAGGCAAAUCGACACCGAGGGCCUUGCCACUGCUUGCAAGUCCUGCAUCGCAAAUUUCAAAACAUCCGCUAGCAAGCCCGAAAGCGCGCGCAUGUCGCUGUCCACAUUGCUCAAGGCAUUGAUCAUUGGUCGCCAAGACGAAUCCGGAGAAGCGACUGGCAGACGGCGGGCUGCUUCUGUAGCUCAUCUAGACAAACCGUUCGAUCUCUCAAAAGGCCGGCCACUCAGCCAGCAGAGCAAACACAGUCGUGCUAGCUCAGACAUGUCACUUAUAAAGGCAUUUUCUCAAGCAGUGCCGGGACUGGAUACGUAUGAGAACGCGGGUGACGAGACAACUGUCUCCAGUAUGCUUCGUACCCCGGGCAUUCGCCUUGAUAAGGGUGCAACAGGGUUUCGAGAUAUCGACGAAUCUGACGGCGAAUCGCAUCGGUACUCUGACGACAUUCCCAUACUUCAACGAAACGACGAUUUAAACUUCGACCGUCCGGCCAAGAAAGCCGGGGUAACAUUUGAUGACCUUGUUGACCGCUUGAUCGCACCUAGAUUCUCCAGGGCGGACUCCAACUUCUCUGACGUAUUUCUAUGCUUGUACCGCAAAUUCGCGGCACCUAGCGAAUUGUUCUCUGCAAUACUGCUACGGCUGGAGCGUGUGAAAGAGGACAAAUCAACACAUUAUCUCACCAAGACCGCCACACAAUUACGCAUCAUUGAGUCGGUGGCCAAAUGGGUGCACUCCUAUCCUGGCGAUUUUGCAAGGCCAGCUACCAGAAAGAAUCUUGAAGAAUUCAUUCGCCACCUAUCAACAGAACCGAUAUUCGCAGCAGCGUCACAGCAAAUGAGGCGCGUCUUAGAUCUAAGCGUGUUUGAAGACGACGACUCGGGAUGGGCCAAGGCCGAUGAUGCCGGCGGCAGCACGGUUUACGCGAGUUCGACAAGGGUAGGCUCUCUCAGUCAUGACCUUGCUGAAAGUAUGAGCUCUUUGAAUGUGAGCGAGCCCGUUGAUAGGAGGCCAUCUGCGAGCUCGUCACUCGCCACGGACUCAACAGCCUCAACGAAGGUUCACCAGUUCCAAUUUCACUCGUAUGACGACUAUGAGCAGGAGGCUGCAACAAUGGUGCCAAGCUGUACCAUGCCCCUGACGAAAUUCCGUUACCAUAUUUUCAUGGACACAUCAGAUGACGACAUUGCCGACGAGCUCACAAGGAUCGACUGGGUCAUGUUUUCUUCUAUACGUAUCAGAGAUCUGGUGCGACAUGUGAGCCUAAGCGCUCAAGCAAAAGAGAACACCAACAGUAUGAAGAACGUAAAUCGCAUGGUUAAUCACUUCAAUCAUAUCGCGAAAUGGGUAGCAAACAUGGUUCUCAUGCGGGAUAAGGCCAAGCACCGGGCCCAGAUGCUCGAAAAGUUCAUGAAUAUUGCGUUGAAGCUACGGGUGCUUAACAACUAUAAUGGCCUAGCAGCCAUUCUGGCUGGGAUUAACGGAACAGCUGUUCAUCGCCUUACACAGACACGUAACCUCGUCCCUGCUGACGUUCAGAAGCGCUUUGCGAGACUGGUAUUGCUGAUGGGCACGCAAAAGAGUCAUUUCGCAUACCGCCUGGCUUGGGAGAAUUCACCACUGCCACGCAUUCCCUUUAUGCCUCUACACCGUAGGGACCUUGUCUCUGCCGAGGAGGGAAGCAUGACAUUUGUUGGACAAGAAGGCAACCGUAUCAACUGGAAAAAGUUUGAAGUGCUGGGCGAGAUUAUUUUACCCAUUAUCAAGAGCCAGGGAACUGCUUACCCUAACCUUACCAAACACGACACUGCAAGGGAACUUAUCCUAGAUUGCCUAAUGCCAACUGAUGAAGAGGAUAUUUAUCAGCGCAGCUGCCAGGUCGAGAAUCCGGGUGGUGGCUCCUUUGACGGGAAGAAGAAAUUCCCUUGGUUUGCGAAACAGUAAUUAAUGCACAUAAUCGGAAAUUGUUACGAAUUUAGCGUCAUGUUCGUGCGAGUCAGAUUGAUGAAA
Molecule: messenger RNA, 2744 nt
Organism: Truncatella angustata
Lineage: Eukaryota; Fungi; Ascomycota; Sordariomycetes; Amphisphaeriales; Sporocadaceae
Product: ras guanine nucleotide exchange factor domain-containing protein
Exons: 5
Coding region: 363-2678 (771 amino acids)
Biological process (GO): positive regulation of GTPase activity; Ras protein signal transduction
Cellular component (GO): plasma membrane
Molecular function (GO): guanyl-nucleotide exchange factor activity; GTPase activity; GTP binding
Source: RefSeq, a predicted model, not a curated record